Molecule: messenger RNA, 5847 nt
Organism: Python bivittatus (Burmese python)
Lineage: Eukaryota; Metazoa; Chordata; Lepidosauria; Squamata; Pythonidae
Source: RefSeq, a predicted model, not a curated record
UCUUGGUUUAGACAGCACAUAUUCAGUACUGAAGUCAAGGAGAACAGACAGUGCAGGAGAGACACUGAACCUGGAGGUGUGGAAGCAGCCAGGCUGUAUUUGAAACAAACAUAUCCAGCAAUGGCUCCCCGGAUAAGGCUGAACUUAGCAAAGCCUCUCCCAACUAUCAGUGAAGCCUUUGAGGAUAUCCUAGAAGAUAUAACAAGCAACGCAAUUGGUUUUGGAAAUGUUUACAUGAAUCCAGAUUCUUGUUCAGGUGAAGACUGCUGUCAGGCUAAUUGCCAGCUGGCAAGAUCUACUUUUCCAGGACCACUAGAAAGCAAGCAGCAGCUCCAAGACAAAGAGAGAUGUGGAAUGCUGCACAACCGUCGAAGAAUCUUAAACUUGCCUGAGCCACCAAAAAUGGUUUCCAGAUGCACUCUUCCUAAAGUGAUGUCAUUAGAACAGAACAGUUUCGUUCUUGAUUGUAUCAAAACCUACUCCUCUUCUGGCAUGAACACAUUAGAAGAGCUGUAUGCAGAAGCACAGAAGACUUGUGGAUGGAAAUGUCCUCUUGGCAGUGAGAACACAGGAACUGACUGCACACAGUCCAACUUUCAUAGCACCUGUGUAGUCACCUCUCAAGAAAAAAUGAGCAAAAAACAAUAUGGGACUGGCUUACCACGGCACCCUUCUCCAAGACCAUUGCAAAGAGAAAAUAGCGGCCAGGAGCGAAAAUAUAUUUACAACCAAGACAAGGUGCCCACUUUGGAAAGCAGCUCGAAUCCAAACCCUCUUCUUGUUAAUGGUAAAUCAAUCUGGCUGCAUCCCCCCAGAGAAGCACCACUGAGUGCCAGGAUUUGGCGAUCUUCACAAAGAGGGCAGCAGGGUCUGAAGACACCAGUAUGUCCUGAAAAAGAGCACCUGAGCUCUUCUACUUAUAAACAACCUCUGAAGGGAGAGGCAGAUAACAGAAAUGGCUGGGUGGAGUAUUUCCAUAUUGAUCAGAAAGUCACAAGUCGUGAUUGGAUUGCAGAAUACCAGAGUGCUUGGAAAGAAGCUAAGGUUAGAGCAUGCCUACUCCCUGCCAUAGCAGAAUCAUAGUUUUCUUUUUAUUUAACAGCAACCAAAAAAGAUAUAAAAAUCUUUACUUCCCUGUUGUGAAGAGCAUCUCUAGCAUUCUUCCUGUUAAUGGCACAGAAAUGCUUAUUUACAGUUCAUGUUCAUUGCAGAUGGCAUUGUGCAAAUGACUAGGAAGACAUGUGGAUCUUCAGACAACCAAAAGGAAUAAACAGCAGUGCUCCAUGGAAGACUUAAUGAGGGCUCCGUAUCUUAGGCGUUCAGAUAAUAAGCCAUAAUUAUUAAACUUUUUUGUAAUCUCUUGCAAUUUUGACUGUGAAAACAGUCAUGAGACAUACCAAAUACAUCCAGCUUGAAAGUGCUGGAACUGAAGUCUCUCUGAAUUUAGCUAAAGAGCACUGCAAGGCAUUUUUUAACAGAAAAAAUGUUUAAUCCUGCAUGUGCCAGUCUUGCACAAAUAGUAAGGACAGGAUUUAUUCUGCUGGAUUUUUAUCAUAAUCAAAAAGAGAGCCUGGAAAAACCCAGAAGCAAAGAUCUACGACUUCAUAAGAGCAUCAGAAGAGCACAAUGGCUCAGCAAAAGCUCAGAAAAAGGGCAUCGAUAACCCUUCCGUCCUGUUGCCCCCUCCCCAACAACUAUAUUCAGUGCAACUAAAUCUCAAGACUCCAAAGAGCCACUGAUCACAUUAUCCACCCUAAUUUAUCCACUUCCCUUUUAAUUCCAGUUAAUUGGAAAGCCAUCAGUGUAUCUUGCUCAUCAACACAUUCUGUAUGCUAUCUAUUGCAAGAAGAUUUUUGUUUGCCUUGAUCUCUGGGUUCACCAGGAAUCUAUCCUUGAACAUUAGGCUGUGGCCAACUCCUAUUAGCUUUGAUCAUCUUUUUGCAAAACUUAGAUCUCUGUCCUCAGCUGCAACUUCCUAAGAGAAAGUAAGCCCUCAUUAGUUUUCUAGGUAUCAGCUAAACCACCUUUUAGCAGACUCUUCUGCCUAUUAGGUCACAUUGCUUAAUCAAAUAUAACAAAAUAUUGUUUUUUAUUUAUUGUUGUUCUACUCUCAUAAUAAUGAAGCUUUCUUGUUUUGGCUUUAUGUUUGUGUUUUCUUUUGCUUUGCUUUUGAUUAUUCCAGAUCAACAAUCAAGGAUUACUGUAUUUUCUCAUUGCUCUGGAGCAGAAAUAUAAGUUGCUUGUGCUUAUCUAAGAAAUACAAGAGAGAUUUCAGCUCCUUUUAGGGCUAGCCAUAGGUAGUGGCUUCCUGGCUGAAACAGAUAUAUUAACAAUGUUAAAUGUCAUCAAUACCUACUGAAAAAUACAGUGCCUUUCAAUUAGAUUAUUUUAUUAUUGUUAUGAUUUUACAUUAUUUUUCUCAUGAGUUUUUUGUUACUACAUUGUAUUGUGAUAUAUUUUUGUUUUUAUGUCUCUUGCACAUUGUUCUGAAUCUACCAUGAAUAAUAGGCUAAAAUAUUUUUAAUAAAUGAACAAGACACUUGAUAUCAAAACCAGUGGUAUGAUAGUAAAGUAGCUGCCCAGAGUCCACUGGAAUUGGGCGGCUAAUAAAUUCAAAGGAAUAAAGAAAUAAUAAAUAAUAAAUGUACAACAACCGGUUCUACCACCUCCAUUGCUGCUGCCACACUGUGCUAUUAGCUGCCAAACAGCCAUUGGUGUGUUAGGCCUCUUGGCUUGGCUCAGCUCUGCUCUGCUGUCAACCAGCAUGGAAAAUUCCAGAAAAUUCAACAAUUGUCUCUCACAAGCUGGUAUAACUGGCUCCAGCACACAGCUGUAGUAAGCUGAAAACUUGUGCCAGAAUUUCCUUUUAAUUUGGUGGGACUAAUUCUACUUUUUCCUGACAUAAACUGAAGAGAAAAUCCAACUGUCUAGACUUGUCAAAUAUUUUUGGUUUGCUGGAUUUUCAUUGGUCAGAUGGUAGUGUGUCAUUUUUUCAAAGCAAAUUGCACUGUUUUGUUAAAAUUCACAUUAAAAUUACAAUAUUUAAUCAUUAUUGUACAUACGAUAGGGGCUGCUUUACAUAUCAUUACAUUAAAUAGCAAUUGUGUCACAAUUGAGUUGUAAUGUUCUACUUCUUGUGACUGUGGUACACCACUCUUUCUCUCUUCUUAUUGUAGGUAAAUGUAAUGUGGACUGAGGACUUGCAUGAGAUGCGUAUAUACAUACACAACAAAUUGCAUAUCACUUUAAUUAGUUGCUGAAUAUAGUUUGUGGUGUAGUGGUUAAGGAGAUGGAUUAAGAAUGGCGAGAUCCAGGUCUAAGUCCAUCUUUAGUCAUGGAAACUCAAUGGGGGAGUCUCAGCCUAACUUACCUUGCAGACUUUUCUUGUGGGGAUGAAAUGAAGGGAGUUCCAUAUCAAAGCCACCUUGAGCUCCUGGAUAAAAGGCAACAUACACAUAUAACAAAUAAAUAAUUAAUUUUAUCCACUAACUUUCUGAAGAUUGAAGUGGACCUGAGCAGAACCAUAUGCUUUUUGUAUUAUUCCAUAUAAACCAAGGGCUGCAUGCCAUGUGCUAAAUUGCUUAGCUACAUUAAUUGGGAGAAAAACUAUGCUACCUGUAGUGGUCCACAAAGGAAUAUCAGCUCACAGCAUUUCCUGACACACAUAACAUUUGUAGAGAUAGUAGAGGCAUUGUCCCUGGUUUGUUAUUUCUGAAAAUCUUAAUUUUUAAAAAUGUAAAACUUAACAAAAGAAUUUGACAACUCAGUUUGGAAGACGUGGUGUGAAGUGUGCCUGAUGAGAAAGACUAGUGUUUCUGGAAAGCUUGAGUUUCUUGAUGGAGUGAUUGCCAAUGCAAGGAAUUUCCUCCUUCCACCUCCAGCUAGUCACCAAAUCAGCUCUGGAAAGUUGGGGAACUAACAUUCAACAAUGUUAGUUGGAGGACUAACUUUUUGUUAAACAGAAAAAAAAAAUAUUUUAUUCAAACUUUUCUCCCUGAUAUUCUGGUUUGCUGUAUGUCUAGACUUAAUUUGGGUAACAAGGAAGGAAAGAAGAGAAAGAUUACCUUCUUUUCAUCUUGGAUCCUGGCAAACAUUUUGUUGAGUUUUAAAAGCUUCUUAAUUCAAUUAAUAGCUGCACUUAUUCAUUGUACAAAUUUGUGGUGAAUCAGAUGAUUGCACAGGGGUGGGAUUUUUGUUUCUCCCCAAUGCUCAUGUGCUAAAAAGUACUUGUGGGAAUAAAUGUUCAUUCAAGCUUUUGAUUUAAUCAAAAAUACAAAGCCUGUUCCAGGUUGUUGCAGCUCAUUAAAACUUGAGAACCUAUAGUGAAUCUUGUGCUGCCAUCACGUACGUGGUUCAACUGCUGCAUGAGUCCCUAAGAAAGCCCACAUCUUGUCAUGUUCAGUGCUGUGAAUUGUCCAGUGAGGAUUUUGUCACAAACUGAGUGGAGGGGAAAAUGCAGAUCAAUGUGAUGCUUUAAAGCUUCAGCCUCAUGAAGAGCAAAUGCCAUGGCAAUCAAUAUAGGAUACUUCCAAGUAAGCUUGCCUAGGAUUACUGGGAACUAAGCCGUAUCAGAAUCCAAAUAAACAUUCUUUUAGGAGCAGGAUGUAAUUCUCAUGAAGAAAUGCUGAUAGACAUGUUUUGAAUACAAAAUUAUUAUGAAAAAGCAGCUAGAGUCUAUGGCAGCAGCUGAGGGCUGACCAACUAACUCAAAACCAAUUAAAAGGGCUUUUUCAGUGUAUUUGGAAUAUUUUUCUGCUGGUGUCAAAAACAGUGGGAUAGAUUGCCACCUUAAUUUUUUCUGUCCCUGUCCCUGUGUUCCUAUCACAUUGAUUAGGAAGUAUAUUCCAUGGAGUCCAGUGGGUGGUACAUGCAUUCAUAAAGACAGGAGUAUAAGUCUGGCACAAGAAGGAUAUUGGAGUACUGCUAAUCCAAGCUGACCUUUAGCUCCUUAGAAUGAUUUUGAAAGAAGAGCAGAGCGCUCUGGUAUUCAAAGGAACUAAAAUGCUAUUGACAGAGAGACCCUUUCAGGAUGAUUCAUUCUUUAAUUCCUAAUACUUCAAAGGGAUUUUUCUGCCAUGUAAAACCCUCUGAACCAUCACAGCAUCUAAUGGAAGGUUGCUGACUUAUGAUGAACUGCUUCAGGCACACCUACCCACCACCCUCCAAAGUUAAAUUGAUAUCAGAUAUCCUUUCAGAUCCAAAAGUGACUUGCUAUGUGCUGUGGAGGUCAGCUGCUUUUUAAGAAAUGCCCAAUUCUCUUUUGGAUACAUGGAAGAAGUUGCAGGAUCUCUGCCACUUGACUUUACUCUUUCUCCUGGAUGUUCUUUCCAGUCUGGGACUCUUCGAUCAGACUUUUGCUGUGUAAUGGUACCUUGUAUUGCUGAAAAGAAUCUUUCAAAGAAUUGCAACAUUCUCUAAAGAGAAUUUUCAUGUUUUAUCACCCCUUCAAGCCUUUUGGAGCAGUCAAUGGCUAAUGAGUCUGAUAUGUAAGCCUGAGACAUACAUACAUACAUACAUACAUACAUACAUACAUACAUACAUAUGCUUUGAAUAUUUAUGCAAAUAAACAUUGAAAAGAUAUGUUUACUGUGGUGAUUAAAAUUACAGUUUUCCUGUCAUUGUUCACAAAGCAUGAUUAAAACUGGGAAGACAGUCCUAAAAGCCCUACUGGUUCCUAUGAAGAAAAACAUUACGGUACGUGGUAACUACAGCUAAACACAAAAAUCACUUUGCUAGUGUGCCGUAUGGUGUGCAUGUAAGACCCAGAUUACAACAAAUACUAAAAAGUGAAUUGCAUGAAAUUUCUGCUCUAUGUACAAAUAAAGCUUCAUUUUGUGCAACUACAGG